Molecule: messenger RNA, 2301 nt
Organism: Myiozetetes cayanensis
Lineage: Eukaryota; Metazoa; Chordata; Aves; Passeriformes; Tyrannidae
Gene: RAB8A
Product: RAB8A, member RAS oncogene family
Exons: 8
Coding region: 20-643 (207 amino acids)
Biological process (GO): neurotransmitter receptor transport to postsynaptic membrane; regulation of exocytosis; protein secretion
Cellular component (GO): trans-Golgi network transport vesicle; endosome; dendritic spine
Molecular function (GO): GTPase activity; GTP binding
Source: RefSeq, a predicted model, not a curated record
GGGGCCCGAGCCCGCGAACAUGGCGAAGACCUACGACUACCUGUUCAAGCUGCUGCUGAUCGGGGACUCGGGCGUGGGCAAGACCUGCGCGCUCUUCCGCUUCUCCGAGGACGCCUUCAACGCCACCUUCAUCUCCACCAUCGGUAUCGACUUUAAAAUCAGGACGAUAGAGCUCGAUGGCAAGAGGAUCAAACUGCAGAUCUGGGACACGGCCGGGCAGGAGCGAUUCCGGACCAUCACCACCGCCUACUACAGGGGAGCCAUGGGCAUUAUGUUAGUGUACGACAUCACCAAUGAAAAGUCUUUUGAGAAUAUUCGGAACUGGGUCAGGAAUAUUGAAGAGCACGCGUCUCCAGACGUCGAGAAAAUGAUCCUGGGCAACAAAUGCGACGCAAACGACAAAAGACAAGUUUCCAGAGAGCAAGGGGAGAAGCUUGCUGCGAGCUUUGGGAUUAAAUUCAUGGAGACCAGUGCAAAAGCAAAUAUAAACAUAGAGAAUGCGUUUUUCACUCUUGCAAGAGAUAUCAAAGCAAAAAUGGACAAGAAGUUGGAAGGCAAUAGCCCACAAGGCAGCAACCAGGGAGUCAAAAUCACACCAGAGCAGCAAAAGAAAAGCAGCUUUUUCCGAUGUGUCCUUCUGUGAGGGACACGGCCUUAACCUGAGCUGGACUGUGCCUGUGCUGAGUGAGGUUUCCUCUGCCUGUGGACUUAGUGCUCCCAACAACAAACCUUGUCACUCUGUGACCACCUGAAUAAGAAAUGGUUUAUUUUGGUAAUCGUUUGACUCUUCAGUUUCGGAGAUGGAACAAGUUCCUUUCGGUCCUGUCGCCGCCGGGCGCGCGUGCUGUGUAGCAGAGGGGGAGCAGAUCACACGUGGCCUGGGAUGCAGCACCUUUGCUGACAGACUUUUCAACCCUUGUGUGCGUAUCUGUCACGUCUCCAGUGGAGGAGGAUGAAAGUUACGAUCAGAACAAGAAGCAGAAAUGCCCCUGUUAAUAAAGGGCAGGUGUGUGUGUGCAUGGUCCAUGUGCAUAUCCAGCCUGCAGCUGCUCACAGACCAUCCCAGGCACGCCCCGAGGGCAGCAGUGCAGGCUGGUGACCUUCUCAGAAGGUGGGAGGGAGCUUUCUGCAGCUCCACCUCUUUGCUACUACAGAGAAGCUCCUUUGCCUGUCACUGAUUUAGCUGUGUUGUUACUCUUGACAAUCCACAAGUACGAUUGAAGUUUUAAAAAAAAAUUCUCCUCGAAGGAAUCUCUAUUUUUUUAAAAAACCAAAGUGUGCUGUAAAUAUGAUGGGUCCUUACCAUCAGGAAUUUAUCCACGUUAGACUUGACUGCUUAUUUAAGUAGUCCAGGUGUUUAGGUGUGUUUGACAGGAGCUGAUGGCUGCAGCCAGUCCUGUGCAGGUGAUCUGUCAUCUGUUUUUGGAGAACCAGGUCAGGGUCAGGCAGGGACACUUACACCAAAUUUGUCACCUUACAGUGGGCAACUUUUCCACUCUCCAGCUGGGAACGGCCCCAGAUCUGUCACGAAGCUGUAACCAGUUUUAAGUGGUGACAGGGAACUGCUGCACCUGCUCACACAUGCAAAUCAACGCUGCACCUCCACUCUCUGAACACAGACUUCUCCCAGCUCACCUUGCCUUGCUGGGUGUCCCACUGCAGAUGUCACUGCAAAUGACACCAGUCCUGCCAGAAACAGGCUGGGGACUCAUUGCCUCAGACUCACCCACGACACUGCUGGGUGUGUGAAGUGCAAGCCCCGAGUUCAGCCCCUGACAGGUGGGGGCUGCAGCUCUGACCCCAAUUAUUCUGAUAAAGGAGCCAGUGAAAGCAUCUGCUGCUGAAUCUGCUGUCAGGGUGUUGCAGUGAGGGGUGUGUUGGAUUCCAGCAACCUCCCAGCUGUGUCCUGCAGCUCACUGGGACUGCAACACGCUUUGUUUACAUUGGCAACUGCACUUAAAAGGGUAGAAUUGAAGUUGAUUUUAAAGUUGUUGAAUUUACUCACCAGUUUUGUUUUCUUCAAGUUUGUGGUGUUAAGCUCUGGCCUCAGAGUAGCACUAGUGAGUGUUACUGUAGUUAAAGAUCUAUCAUAAUUACAGAUCUGUUCAUCAUUAACAUUAGAAACCUGCAGCCUGCAAGUGGCUUCAACAGGAAUACUGCCCGUUCUUCUGAAAUGGAAAAAGGAUAUUUCACUGUGUACGUUGCUGGUUUAUAAAAAAUGCAUUUUAGAUUCUACCAACCUUUUUUUAAUGGCAGAUUACAACAAGCUCUGUCGUGAUUAAAGCUUUCCUCUAACCAGAA